AUGGUUAUGUUUCUAGCUCUAGUUUCGUCUCUUCAAAGGAAGAAGAGGUUAUCAACGACGAAAAGAAGAGGAAACGUAAAAAGAAGACGACAAGGAGAUGUUUUGGUAGCGCCGGAAAAGAUUCCUUUGGAACUCCAGAUCGAGAUCAUGACUAGAUUGCUUGGUAAAUCGCUUAUGAGUUUUAAGUGCCUCUCAAAGUUCUGGUCUUGUUUCAUCCGUUCCCGGUAUUUUAGCAACCUUUGUCUUACGGUCGCAUCCCCACAGCGACCACCUCGUGUAUACAUGAGUUUGGUGGACCACCAAGCGUGUGAUUCAAAGGAGGAGGUCUGCCACAACCCCCAAAAGGCUCGACUGCUAUCAUUAUCGUCAUCAUCGUCUAGUGAUAGUGCUGAUGAGUCUUUGGAGCCAGAUUUGACCAUCCCAGGGAUGGGAGGACAAGACAUGGUGGUUCUUCGCGGCUUGAUUUUAUACACAGUUUGCAGGAAGGCGAUUAUAUAUAAUCCGGCCACUAGACAAAGCGUGACCUUGCCCGCCGUCAAAUCCGACAUCUUUGCUCAGGAAGAAUCUGAAAAGCAUGUCAACUACUUUCUCGGACAUGAUCCUGUUCUUGAUCAAUACAAAGUAGUCUGCACUGCUGUGACAUGGUCGGAAGUUGAUGAUUUUGAGACUUUAAACUCGGAGCAUUGGGUCUUCGUACUGGAAGCCGGAGGUUCCUGGAAAAAAGUCGAGUUUGAUCAACAACCUCACAUUCCUACAAAACUAGGACUGUGCAUCAAUGGAGUCAUAUAUUAUUUGGCUUCCACUUGGACCUCUAGCGAGUUCGUUAUCAGUUUCGACGUUAGGUCUGAAGAGUUCAACAUGGUCCAAACACCUGGUUUGGGAAAGUAUGUGGGGUUUAUAGAGUAUGUUGGAAAGCCAACAGUUUUUGAUCACACACAUCUUCGACAAAAUGGCCUGGUGGAUUUAUGGGUCAUGGAAGAUGAUGGUGGAAGUUGGUCGAAGAAAUCUCUUGUUUUGAAGCCUUGUCAGAUGCAUUUAGUCAAUGGCAUCACUGAUUUGGACCAUUUGUACGUGGAAUCUGCAACUCAAAACGGCGAGAUUAUCUUGGUACCGAGACCGAUGCCUUCCCCUAAUUACUUUCUCUAUUAUGAUCCGCAAAAGAAUCAUCUGCGGAAGGUUAAUGUCAGUGGAAUAUUCGGCCACGACGGGUUUGGUAAGGUAUACAUUUUUUUCAAGCAUAUGGAUAAGAGUGGUGAAAGCAUCAUGCACUUGGAAACUUGA
Molecule: messenger RNA, 1281 nt
Organism: Eutrema salsugineum
Lineage: Eukaryota; Viridiplantae; Streptophyta; Magnoliopsida; Brassicales; Brassicaceae
Product: putative F-box protein At5g62660
Exons: 1
Coding region: 1-1281 (426 amino acids)
Molecular function (GO): protein binding
Source: RefSeq, a predicted model, not a curated record